UCCGGCCGCAUUUCAGAAGCGUACCAUCCAGCUGUCAACAUUCUAAACUCUUCCGUUCUUAAAAAAAAAACAACUACAGAAGAUACUUGAUCACUUUCUCUUUAAACUGACUCUGCACUGGAUUUAACCGGUUUCUGUCGUCGAUAUGCGGUUUACACAUCAUUUUAACGGUUAGCUUUUGGACUAGAUUCACUUUUACAUCGACUCUGCUCAUCAGAGAUGGAUAAAUUUGAAGGCUACAUCUUCACUGCUCUCUGCAGUGUCAACUUUUUAGCCUCGUGUCUGUUGUUCUCCAGAGUCACCCGAGAGCAGAGGGAACCGUACAUGGACGAGAUUUUCCAUGUCCCGCAAGCUCAGAAAUACUGUCAUGGAAAAUUCAACGAGUGGGACCCAAUGAUCACCACACUGCCAGGUCUUUACCUCAUCUCUGUUGGAGUCAUCAAGCCCGUGGCGUGGCUCUUUGACCUCACAGGUGAGAUGGCAUGUUCCACGGCCAUGCUGCGAUUCAUCAACGUGCUCUUCAACUGUGGAAACUUCUACCUGAUCUAUCUGCUCAUCUGUAAGCUGCACCUCAGAGAGAAGACACGAACGUCCUCACGCCGUCUGCUAUCAGCGCUGUCUCUGUCCACCUUCCCUGUGCUAUAUUUCUUCAACUUCCUCUACUACACUGACGCCGGAUCUACUUUUUUCAUCCUCUUCACAUACCUCAUGACUCUCUAUGGCUGCCACAAGGCCUCAGCUUUCCUGGGUGUCUGCUCCGUGCUCUUCCGCCAGUCUAACAUCAUCUGGGUGGCCUUCUGUGCAGGCACGUUGGUGGCCGCCAAAAUGGAUGAAGCCUGGAAGGUGGAGCACACGAAAAAGAGGGAUGAGAAAUCUCCACCAUCUCAAGUUCCUCUGUCAUUCAGUGGAGUUAAGAAAAUAACACUGUUCAUGCUGGAGUUCAUCACCUCCCCAGGUCAUGUGAAGGCAGUGCUACUGGUGACCUGGCCGUAUGCAGUGGUUGGCAUUGGUUUCCUUGUGUUUGUGCUGCUGAAUGAUGGAAUUGUGGUGGGCGACAGGACGAGUCACGAGGCUUGCCCAAACUUCCCUCAACUCUUCUACUUCUUCUGCUUCACCCUUUUUUUCUCCGGCCCCGUCUCACUUUGUUACCACCGUGUCCUCCGCUUCCUGCAGGCUCUGAAAAAGCAGCCUUUGCUCUUUCUCUUGGUCACUGGCGUCUGCUUGCUCUUGGUGUGGAAGUUCACUUUCAUUCACAAAUAUCUCCUGGCAGACAACCGCCAUUAUCCUUUCUAUGUGUGGAAAAAUAUUUACCAGAGGCACAAGUUGAUUCCUUUCCUCCUCAUCCCAGUGUACGUGUUUGCUGGGUGGAAUUUCCUCGACUCCUUCAAGUCACGCUCGCUGUUCUGGAGUUUGGCUUUCGUGGUUUGUCUCCUGGCAGCCAUGGUCCCCCAGAAGCUGCUGGAGUUCAGGUACUUUAUUGUUCCCUACCUGAUGUACCGCCUGCACAUGCCUCUGCCUUCACUUCCCAGACUCAUUGCAGAGUUUCUUCUCUACAUUGUGGUCAAUGCCGCCACAAUUUACAUUUUCCUCUCCAAGACUUUCCUCUGGCCCGACAGCACAGCCACACAGAGGUUCAUGUGGUGAAAACAAGAGGCAAGUGAAGGAGUGUCAGAUUGAUCAUGGGUUACUGGACUUUAGGGAUUUUCCCAGAGCUACGACUAAAGAUUAUAUUUUUAAAAAAUGGACAUAGUCUUCCAGUUUUGGUGAAUUUGUGUUAGCAAAAAAUUUUACGUCCUCCAAUCCAAAAUCUCAAGGCUUCACAAUGGCAGUUCAGACUGGAAGACUACUUUCACUUUUUUAUAUACAAUCUAUAACAAAAACACAACGCGCCUGAAAAUCAAAGCAAAAUUGUGAAUCAGUUCACAAAUACGUGAAUAUGACCAAUAAUUAAAUUCAAAAAUAAUUCAAGUUUUUGGCUUAGAUGACACAAGUGAAGUGUAUUCAUUGGAUCUGAUCUGAAUUUACAAUGUAAAGAAGUUGUGUCUAUGGUUCUUAAAUGUAAAUUUACCUGGAUGAAAAAAAUUUACUUUGACAGGGUCUUUUUGUUUGUUUUUGCAACUAACGAGACCAUGUGUACUUUUCUUAUGGCAAAUACUUUUCUACUGUAAAUGUGAAUCAAUCUGUGAAUAGAUAACUGUUGAUAUGAAACAUGUAAAUAUGAUUCAAGAGACCAAAAAUGCUUUUUUUGCCAG
Messenger RNA from Solea solea (common sole), 2252 nucleotides. RefSeq names its product ALG10 alpha-1,2-mannosyltransferase (gene alg10). Gene Ontology annotation, molecular function: dolichyl pyrophosphate Glc2Man9GlcNAc2 alpha-1,2-glucosyltransferase activity. Gene Ontology annotation, biological process: protein N-linked glycosylation; dolichol-linked oligosaccharide biosynthetic process. Lineage: Eukaryota; Metazoa; Chordata; Actinopteri; Pleuronectiformes; Soleidae. Gene Ontology annotation, cellular component: endoplasmic reticulum. The coding region runs from base 220 to 1644 and encodes 474 amino acids. The transcript has 3 exons. The record is from RefSeq and is a predicted model, not a curated record.